AUGGCAUUGGGAGAUCUCAUGGCGUCCAGGCUCGUGCACUCGUCCUCAUCGUCGUCCUCGUCCUCGCUGCCCACCCCCUCCUUGGCGGCGGUGAACCACCAGACGGACCGCGUGGAUGGUGAGCUCCCUGUCGCCAACGGGCCGGAGCUUCGGAGGGAGGACGCCGGCGAGGAGGAUGAGGAGGGGAGGGCCGUGGCGCUCGUGCCGUGCCUGCCGCAGGUGGUUGUGCUGUGCGAGCAGCGGCACGAGGGGUUCAAUGAGGCUGCGGUGGCGGCGGCGGCCGGGCCAUCGACGAGCGGGCUCGUCUCCAAGUGGCGCCCCAAGGACAGGAUGAAGACUGGAUGUGUUGCACUUGUAUUAUGUUUAAACAUUAGUGUUGAUCCGCCGGAUGUAAUUAAAAUUUCCCCUUGUGCAAGAAUGGAGUGUUGGAUAGAUCCAUUUUCUAUGCCACCCCCCAAAGCCCUUGAAAAUAUUGGAAAAACAUUACACUCACAGUAUGAGCGAUGGCAGCCUAAGGCUCGUUACAAGCUUCAGCUGGAUCCAACAGUCGAAGAAGUCAAGAAGCUUUGUAAUACUUGCCGCAAAUAUGCCAGAUCAGAGAGGGUUCUUUUUCAUUACAAUGGUCAUGGUGUACCAAAGCCUACGGCUAAUGGAGAGAUUUGGAUGUUUAACAAGAGUUAUACACAGUAUAUCCCUCUUCCUAUUACUGAUCUCGAUUCAUGGCUGAAAACACCAUCGAUUUAUGUUUUUGACUGCUCAGCAGCUGGAAUGAUUGUGAAAGCUUUUCUAGAGCGCCUAGACUGGAGUUCAAGCUCUUCUGCGUCUUCAGUGAAGGAUUGCAUUCUCCUUGCUGCCUGUGAGGCACAUCAAACUCUUCCUCAGAGUGCAGAAUAUCCCGCUGACGUGUUUACAGCUUGCCUGACCACUCCCAUAAAAAUGGCAUUGCACUGGUUUUGCAAACGAUCAUUACUCAGUGGUUCUCUGGAUCACUCUCUUAUUGACCAAAUUCCUGGAAGACAAAAUGACCGUAAAACACUUCUGGGGGAGUUGAACUGGAUUUUCACUGCUAUUACAGAUACUAUUGCAUGGAAUGUUCUUCCUCAUGAAUUAUUCCAAAGGCUUUUCAGGCAGGAUCUUUUGGUCGCCAGUCUCUUUCGCAACUUCUUACUUGCUGAGAGAAUCAUGCGGUCUGCAAACUGCUCACCAAUUACGUACCCACUAUUGCCACCCACACAUCAACAUCAUAUGUGGGAUGCAUGGGACAUGGCUGCGGAGAUCUGCCUUUCCAAGCUUCCUCAUUUGAUUGCUGAUCCUAAUGCAGAGUUUCAGCCGAGCCCAUUUUUCACGGAACAAUUGACAGCAUUCGAAGUGUGGCUUGAUCAUGGUUCUGAGGAUAAGAAACCCCCUGAACAGUUACCCAUUGUUCUUCAGGUCCUGCUUAGCCAAUCACACAGAUUUAGAGCACUUGUUCUGCUUGGAAGAUUUCUUGAUAUGGGUCCAUGGGCAGUUGAUUUGGCCUUAUCUGUUGGUAUCUUCCCUUACGUGCUCAAACUGCUCCAAACAAGUGCGAUGGAGUUGCGUCAAAUUCUUGUGUUCAUAUGGACAAAAAUUCUCUCUCUUGAUAAGUCAUGCCAGGUUGAUUUGGUGAAAGAUGGAGGGCAUGCAUAUUUUAUCAGGUUUCUUGAUAGUUUGGAUGCUUACCCGGAGCAGCGUGCAAUGGCUGCUUUCGUUUUAGCAGUUAUUGUGGAUGGGCAUAGGAGGGGUCAAGAGGCUUGCAUGAGUGCAGGUCUUAUAGAUGUUUGCCUGAGACAUCUGCAACCUGAGAAUCCUCAUGAUGCACAGACAGAGCCUUUGCUUUUGCAAUGGCUUUGUUUAUGCCUUGGCAAACUCUGGGAAGAUUUCCCUGAGGCUCAGUUACUUGGUCUACAAUCAAAUGCACCCGAAAUUGUUACAUGUUUAUUGUCUGAGCCUCAACCUGAGGUCAGAGCCUCUGCUGUUUUUGCACUUGGAAAUCUGUUGGACAUUGGAUCUCCAUCAGUGAAUGGAGGUGAUGACGACUCUGAUGAUGAUGAAAAGGCGAGAGCUGAAAUAAAUGUUGUUCGAAGCCUUCUGCAAGUCACUUCAGAUGGUAGCCCUCUUGUUAGAGCCGAGGUUUCUGUAGCUCUUACUCGCUUUGCGCUGGGCCACAACAAACAUCUCAAAUCUGUUGCUGCGGAGUACUGGAGACCUCAAACCAAUUCACUGCUGAAGUCACUACCAUCAUUGGCUAAUAUUAAUAACCCAAGCAAUGUUUACAGUCCCAGUAACUUUUUGCAAGGCAGCAGUGGCCUUUCUUCUCAUAUUGGUCCUGUGUUAAGGGUUGGUAGUGAUACCAGUGCCACAGGUCGUGAUGGAAGAAUUUCUACAAGCAGCCCGAUUGCGACAAAUAGCAUUAUGCAUGGGUCUCCCCAGUCAGAUGAUUCUUCUCAGCACUCUGAUUCAGGCAUAUUGCUGAGAGAUAAUGCAAGUAACGGUGGUCUCAGCUACACCAGGUCAAGGCCUAUUAUUGACAGUGGAAUUUAUUCCCUAUUUAUUUCGACGAUGUGCUCUAUUGCUAAAGAUCCUUACCCUAGAAUUGCAAAUAUUGGCCGGAGAGCACUGUCCCUUGUAGGGGUUGAGCAAGUGGUCAUGAGAAAUACUAGAUUUGGCAGUGGGGGUGCAGGAGAGUCAUCUGCUCCUUCAUCAAACAUAGGAAUGGCACGUUCUUCUUCCUGGUUUGACAUGAAUUCUGGAAUCUCAAUGGCAUUUAGGACCCCUCCUGUUAGUCCACCUCAGCAUGAUUACCUUACAGGGUUGCGCCGCGUGUGUUCUAUGGAGUUCAGACCACAUCUCUUGAACUCACCUGAUGGCUUAGCUGAUCCGCUCUUAAGCUCUGCUGCAGGCCCCAGUACCAGUGAGCUUAAUAUACUUCCCCAAUCAACAAUUUACAACUGGAGUUGUGGCCACUUCUCUAGGCCUCUUCUAACCGGGUCUGAUGAUAAUGGGGAAGUAAGUGCUAGAAGAGAAGAGAGGGAACGAACUGCACUGGAUUGCAUCGCUAAGUGCCAGCGUUCCUCAGCAUGCAAAAUGACUAGCCAAAUUGCUAGCUGGGAUACAAAGUUUGAGUUGGGUACAAAAUCAGCAUUGCUGUUACCUUUUUCUCCAAUCGUCGUUGCAGCUGAUGAAAACGAGCAAAUAAGAGUGUGGAAUUAUGACGAUGCUCUACCAGUGAAUACUUUCGAGAACCACAAGUUGUCUGACAGAGGACUAUCCAAACUUUUACUUAUCAAUGAGCUUGAUGAAAGCUUGCUUUUAGUUGGCUCAAGUGAUGGAAAUGUCCGUAUAUGGAGAAACUAUACUCAAAAGGGAGGACAGAAACUUGUAACUGCUUUCUCAUCAGUUCAGGGCCAUCGAGCUGCAGGCCGCAGCGUUGUGAUUGACUGGCAACAGCAAUCUGGUUAUCUGUAUGCAUCUGGUGACAUGUCUUCCAUCCUUGUAUGGGAUCUUGACAAGGAGCAACUUCUCAACACCAUUCCAUCAUCUGCUGAUAGUGGCAUUUCAGCUCUGUCUGCAUCUCAGGUUAGAUCUGGUCAAUUUGCUGCCGGUUUUAUUGACGCAUCCGUAAGGAUAUUUGAUGUUCGUACCCCUGACAGGCUAGUUUAUAUGGCAAGACCACAUGCCCCAAGAACUGAAAAGGUCGUCGGUAUAGGAUUUCAGCCUGGAUUUGAUCCAUACAAGAUUGUAAGCGCAUCUCAAGCUGGAGACAUUCAGUUUCUUGAUGUUAGAAGGGCUGCUGAACCCUACCUCACUAUUGAAGCUCACAGGGGUUCAUUAACAGCAUUGGCUGUUCACCGGCAUGCCCCAGUCAUUGCAAGUGGCUCAGCUAAGCAAAUGAUUAAAGUGUUCAGUCUUGAAGGAGAACAGCUAACGAUCAUUCGGUACCAGCCAUCUUUUAUGGGCCAAAGGAUAGGAAGUGUAAACUGCCUUUCGUUCCAUCCGUACAAAUCUCUCCUGGCUGCUGGAGCUGGUGAUAAUGCUCUGGUCUCUAUCUAUGCUGAGGACAAUUAUCAAGUAAGAUGA
This is a messenger RNA of Triticum turgidum subsp. durum (durum wheat), 4098 nucleotides long. The record is from the annotation of a GenBank genome assembly. NCBI's taxonomy places the organism in Eukaryota, Viridiplantae, Streptophyta, Magnoliopsida, Poales, Poaceae.